UGAUGAGCUAGCUUAUGUAGUUUUCACCACCAUUCUUCUUCUCUGGCUCCUCACACCUCAAUGCUGUAUUUCUUCUCCUUUUAUCCCCAUAUCUCCACACAACACAUCUCUCUCUCUCUCUCUCUCCCUCUCCCUCUCUCUCUCUCUAAUUUGGUGCACAAACCAAGAACAAAAAGCCUAGUUUCUCUGAGGGUUUGGCUUUUUUGCUCCCCUCCUCUUUCGUCAAAACACACCUGAAUUCUCUCCAACCCUUCCUUAAGCUUUGUCUCCUCUCUCUCCCCCAUCACUCCCUCAUCGAUUUGCAGCUUCCUGCAACACAAUCUGUUACAGGCGCUUGAUUUACUUGCGAAAGCUUGAAGAUUUUAGGGUGUCCUGACAAACCCAAAUAGCAUCAGCUCGCAGGUUUGAAAAUAACGAGUAAUUUCCUCCUCUGUGUUGCAUUUCGGAUGCCGGAUUCAAUUGGGUAUUUGAAAUCGGUAGACUUUGAUUGCUGUAUAUUGUGAACCUUUAAUUCUCUUUGGUAUAUAUACAAUUCGUUUCUUUGUCUGGGCAUUAGGGUUUUUGAGGUGGAACAGUUUUGGUUUUUGGGUUUGUUGUGUUCCUUUUUACUGGUUCUAGAACUUGGGAUUUGAGCUUAAAGGUUACAUGUUUAUGGGUCUGUGCGUUGUUCUUCAGUGGUAAUAAGAUUUGGGUAUUGUGAAGUUGAAUGGUUUUGGACUAUCGGUUUCUGGGUCAUCUGUAUAUUGAUUAAGAUAUGAGUCGUAGGGUCCGGCGGAAGGUGGCUAGGAAGGGGAAGGAGAAGGUGGUUUUGCCUAGUUAUCCAGAAAUUGAAGAUGAAGUUUCAUAUCCAAUGCAAAAUGGGCUUGUUGAUUGGACUGGUUUGCCAGAUGAUACUGUCAUUCAGUUGUUUUCGUGUUUGAAUUAUCGUGACCGGGCAAGCUUAUCAUCAACUUGCAAGACAUGGAGGGUUCUUGGAAUUUCGCCGUGUUUGUGGACCUCUUUGGAUCUUCGUGCACACAAAUGCAAUGAUACCAUGGCAUCUUCACUUGCUUCAAGAUGUGUAAAUCUUCAGAAGCUUAGGUUUCGCGGGGCAGAAUCUGCUGAUGCAAUAUUGCAUCUCCGGGCAAAGAAUUUAAGUGAAAUAAGUGGUGAUUACUGUAGAAAAAUAACUGAUGCUACCCUAUCUGUGAUCGUGGCUCGGCAUGAGUCACUUGAAAGCCUCCAGCUUGGGCCAGAUUUCUGUGAAAGGAUCAGCAGUGAUGCUAUAAAAGCAAUAGCUCUUUGCUGUCCUAAAUUGAAAAAGCUUCGACUUUCCGGAAUUAGGGAUGUGCAAGCUGAUGCUAUUAAUGCUUUAUCUAAGCAUUGUCCAAAUUUGACUGAUAUCGGGUUCAUAGACUGUCUGAACAUUGAUGAGAUGGCACUGGGAAAUGUUUUUUCAGUUUGUUUCCUCUCUGUUGCUGGGACCUCCACCAUGAAAUGGGGCGUGGUUUCACAUCUUUGGCAUAAGUUGCCUAACUUGAUUGGGUUAGAUGUUUCAAGAACUGAUAUUGGUUCUGCUGCUGUUUCACGGUUGUUAUCAUCAUCACACAGCUUGAAGGUUUUAUGUGCCUUAAAUUGUCCCGUGCUUGAAGAAGACAGCAACUUUGCUCCUCGUAAAUAUAAAAAUAAAAUGUUACUUGCCCUUUUUACAGAUAUUAUGAAAGAAAUAGCGUUUUUAUUAGUCGACAUUAUGAAGAAAGGAAAGAACGUGCUUCUGGAUUGGAGGAAUUCAAAGAAGGAUAAAAACUUGAACGACAUUAUGACUUGGAUUGAAUGGAUUCUCUCUCAUUCUCUUUUGCGGAUUGCUGAGAGCAAUCAACAAGGUUUAGAUGUUUUUUGGCUCAAGCAAGGUGCAUCUUUGUUGCUCAAUUUAAUGCAGAGCUCACAAGAGGAUGUUCAAGAAAGGGCAGCUACAGGACUUGCAACUUUUGUUGUUAUUGAUGAUGAAAAUGCUAGCAUAGAUUGUGGGAGGGCUGAAGCUGUUAUGCGAGAUGGGGGCAUACGUCUUCUCUUAAACCUAGCAAAAUCUUGGCGAGAAGGGCUCCAAUCCGAGGCUGCAAAGGCUAUAGCAAACUUGUCUGUGAAUGCCAAUGUUGCUAAAGCUGUUGCUGAGGAAGGGGGGAUCAAUAUUCUCGCUGGUUUGGCAAGGUCUAUGAACAGGCUGGUUGCUGAAGAGGCGGCUGGAGGACUAUGGAAUCUUUCUGUUGGAGAAGAGCACAAGGGUGCCAUUGCUGAGGCCGGUGGAGUGAAAGCCCUAGUUGAUCUUAUUUUUAAAUGGUCAUCUGGUGGUGAUGGAGUUCUGGAACGGGCGGCUGGUGCACUAGCAAAUUUGGCUGCUGAUGACAAGUGUAGCACAGAGGUUGCAUUGGCAGGUGGUGUGCAUGCUUUAGUGAUGCUUGCUCGUAACUGCAAGUUUGAGGGGGUGCAAGAGCAGGCUGCCCGUGCCUUGGCAAAUUUGGCUGCUCAUGGAGACAGUAAUAGUAACAAUGCAGCAGUUGGACAAGAGGCAGGUGCUCUUGAUGCUCUUGUUCAGCUUACACAAUCUCCUCAUGAAGGUGUCAGGCAAGAGGCGGCUGGUGCAUUGUGGAAUCUAUCAUUUGAUGACAGAAAUCGAGAAGCAAUUGCUGCAGCCGGCGGCGUUGAGGCCUUGGUUGCUCUCGCACAAGGCUGCUCAAAUGCCUCCCCAGGUCUUCAAGAAAGGGCUGCUGGUGCUCUUUGGGGAUUGUCGGUAUCAGAAGCCAAUAGCAUUGCCAUUGGACGGGAAGGAGGUGUUGUGCCUUUGAUUGCGUUGGCACGCUCUGAAGCUGCAGGUGAUGGCGGCGUGGCGACGGUGCUGCUCCAAGCGGCGGCUGUGUUCGCUGUUCUGGGCUUCUGGCGCGCGGGAGAAGAAGCAAGAAGGCAAAGAAGGCAGAGGCAGACAAAGGCGAUCGAAGGAUGUCCAUGAAACAGCUGCUGGUGCUCUGUGGAAUCUUGCUUUUAACCCUGGCAAUGCUCUCCGCAUUGUGGAGGAAGGAGGUGUCCCUGCACUUGUUCAUCUUUGUUCUUCAUCAGUGUCAAAAAUGGCUCGCUUCAUGGC
Molecule: messenger RNA, 3115 nt
Organism: Malus domestica (apple)
Lineage: Eukaryota; Viridiplantae; Streptophyta; Magnoliopsida; Rosales; Rosaceae
Source: RefSeq, a predicted model, not a curated record